AUGGCUCCAGGGUACAGAUUGGGCGUUGAUGUUGGAGGCACCUUCACUGAUGUCUGUGUCAUCACCCCUAACGGCGAGGCAGUACGCGUCAAAGUCCCUACAAACACGAGCGACCAGUCUAUCGGAGUGCAGGAAGGCGUAGAGCAAGUGCGCCGUAUCCUGCAAGACCAGUACAGCUGGAGCGGCAAGUUCGAGUACAUCCACCAUGGCACGACCACAGGGACAAAUGCUGUACUGGAGGGUAAGGGCGCAAAGGCUGGCUUGAUCGUCACCAAAGGGCACAAGGACAUCCUGACAGUACGGCGAAGUCAGAUUCCAGGCGGCCUGGGCGCGUGGAUCAACUAUGUCCAGCCAGAGCCACUCGUACCCCUAGAACGAACAGUCGAGGCGAAAGAGCGCAUUCAGAUUAACGGCGAGAUCUUCCACGAGCUGGAUGAGGCACACUUUCGCGAUAGUUUGCAGGAUUUGAAGCGUCAGGAGCCUCAGGCAAUCGCAGUGUCGCUGCUGAACUCUUUCAGCAACAAAGUGCACGAGGACAAGAUUCGCAGAAUAUUGCUGGACGAGUUCGGUUCGGACGUCGAGAUCGUCACAUCUACUGAUGUAUUACCCGAGAUUCAGGAGUAUGAACGGACAGUCACGACAGCAGCCAACGCCAUCGUCAAACCAGUCGUGAAGAAGUACAUGAAGAAUUUGCAGAAAAAACUGGAAAAAGAUACAGACACAUUACGUAUCCUCAAAUCAGACGGCGACCUGACGUCGGUCGACCUCGCAGGCGAGAUCCCGGUACACAUCCUUAUGAGCGGCCCAGCUGGUGGUGUCAAGGCUGUCUCGCAUCUAGUUGCGAAAGACACACCCUAUAAGAACCUCAUCACGUUCGACAUGGGAGGCACAAGUACGGAUUGUGCGCUUUUGUCUGGCAGCGAAGCCAUCAUUCGACGUGAGACAGAAGUCGGAUCACUAACAGUUCGAGCUCCAUCCGUAGACGUAAAGACCGUAGGUGCUGGUGGAGGAUCGAUAGCCAUCUAUAACGAGUUCUCCAAGAAUUUCCGUGUUGGUCCUGAAUCCAGUGGUGCCACUCCCGGCCCAGCAGCGUACGGGAAAGGGGGAACGCAAGCGACAGUGACCGACGCAAACCUGGUCUUGGGAUAUUUGCCCUCAAAGCUACUCGGUGGCAAAUUCGAACUUGAUGUCGCUGCAUCAAAUGCCGCCGUACAGUCAAUGGCAAAAAAAAUGGAUUUGGAUGUGCUAUCCACCGCUGAAGGUAUCAUUGAUUUAGUCAACGAGUCUAUGCAUGGCGCUCUCCGGCUUGUCUCUGUCGAACAAGGAUACGAUCCUCGCGAUUUCGCACUCGUUGCGCUUGGCGGAGCAGGUCCCAUGCAUGCAAACUCACUGGGUAAACUGCUGGGUUCCUGGCCAGUCAUUGUGCCGCCUAGCCCGGGCGUACUGUGCGCCCAAGGCGAUGCUAUCACAAAGAUGUCCCACGAGCAAAGCUGCACGUACAUCAAGAUCUUUUCUGACAUCAAGGCCGAGGAUCUUACAAGGACACUAGGUAAUUUGAAGAGCGACUGCGUACAAACAAUGAAGGAGUCGCUCGCAGAUGAGCACGCCGCUCUCAGAAUCGUAUACCAAUCUGACAUGCGGUACAAGGGUCAAGCGAUGACACUCACAGUGAACUUUAGCGAAGAGGAUGCACGAGACACCACCCACCUCUUAGAACAUCUGCGCAACAAAUUCAAUGAAGCGCACGAACAUCAGUUUGCCUUCUCGCACGCCAAUGUUGAGCUUGAGACCAUGCGACUGCGAGUCAGGGUCAUUGAUGCGUCCGAGGAAGUCGCUAUUAAGCCAAUCGAGAAAGCCAACAACACCACACCGCCUAGAGAUGCCAUAAUGACGCGACAAAUGAUCGUUUACGAAGGCAAGAAGAUUGAAGCUACAUUUUGGGACCGGACGAAGAUUACCAAAGCUGGCAUCAAGAUUGCUGGACCAGCUGUUGUAACUGAGAUGGACUCGAAUACCCUGAUCCUUCCCGGACACACUGGCGAAAUCGACUUAAUGGGCAAUAUUCUCAUAUGGCCGGAGACUAGAAGAGCCCCAGACAAGACAGUACAUACAAAGGAGUCAGCAGCAAGGCUGGUACAGCAGCAGCCACUCCUACCCACCCUUAUUGGCUCGGCGCUCGGCUCGAUAAGACGGGAGAUGGAUACCCUCAUGCUGCGAUGUGCGAUGAGUCCGGCCAUCCGAGAACAGCAAGAUGAAUUCAACGUAAUCACCAACACGCGAGGGCAGAUGCUCGCUGGCCAGUUUGGUAGCUUCAUUCAGCAAUUCUUGGACGGCUGGUCGGGCACGGUUGAGGAAGGUGAUAUCUUCGUUACAAAUGAUGUUUACCAGAUCGAUGGCGCGGUAUCACAUCUGAACGAUGUUAUCAUAUUACUCCCCAUCCAUUUUGAACACAGACUCGUUGGCUGGGCCGCUAAUUUUGGUCAUCUGACUGAUGUGCAAGGCAAGGUACCUGGAUCCAUGAGUAUCAACGCCAGCACCAUAUACGAGGACGGGCUGCAGAUACCCAUCGUCAAGCUCUACGCAAAGGGCGAAUACAACGAAGCUCUAGCGGCGGUAUUGUUCCGAAACUCACGCAUGCCAAACUGGUUUCAAAGCGAUUUGACAGCACUGGUGACAGCAUGUAGAACCGCAGCUACGCGCGUCAACGAGCUUUGCGAACGAUACGGUGUCGAAGUCUAUGAAGCGGCGACAGACUACCUUCUUGAGCAAAACAGGCUUGCGAUCAAGAAGAUCAUCGAUACCAAGAUCAGCCCCGAGAAGUCGAGUUUCACAGACUUCAUUGACGAUGACGGCCAAGGUAUCGGCCCUUACGCAAUCUCAUGCUCCAUGCAGAAAGAAGGAGACAAGCUGGUCUUUGACUGGGAUGGCACAUCACCACAAUCGAAUACGUCCAUGAACUUCUACCUCUCGAAGACCAUGUUCAAAAUUUUCAUUGGCUACUACCUCCUCGCCAUCUAUGACCCACACGUUGUCGUCAACGAUGGCUUUCACGAUCUCCUUGACAUUCGGAUACCUACCGGCACGAUCCUCCGUCCUGUUCGUCCUGCAGCAGUAAGCUGCCGGACACAUCUGCUAGGCCGCGUCAUGGACGUCAUGCAAGCGCUUUUUGGCCAACGUAACCCCGCCUACCGCUGCGCAGCAGGCUUCUCCGACUCACCACACCUCUUCUAUUCCGGCUUCAAGCCGACCGGGGAGUUUUACCUGCUCUACCAGAUCGGAUUUGGAGGUGUCCCUGCACGACCGAUCGGUGACGGUCCAGACUGCCACUGCCUGUUCCCAGCCAUCAAAUCGAUCCCUGCUGAGAACAUUGAGCUUUACUUCCCCGUCGUUAUCGAAGCCAACGAGGCGCUCUUAGAUUCUGGAGGCCCGGGGUAUUACAGGGGAGGUAACGCACAGCGCACGCUGUACCGAUGGUUGUGUGAAGGCGAUGUCAGUAUCCACGAUGACAGAUGGAUGGUGAAGCCAUGGGGCGUUAAUGGUGGUAAACCUGGCAGCAGGAGCAAGAAAAUCAUCUACAGGAACAACAGCUACGGCACCUCUGCCGAAAAAGACAACACGGAGCUGGUGCAGAGUAAGAUGGACCACUUGCGUGUUCAUCCAGGUGACGUUCUCGAAUGGAUCACUUGGGGCGGCGGUGGCCUCGGCGACCCCCUGACGCGCCCGCCUUCCAUUGUAGCACAAGAAGUCCAUCGCCGUCUUGUCUCUUUCGCUGGCGCAGCAAACAACUACGGUGUUGUCGUAAACCGCGAUUUCUCUGUCAACGAGGCUGCUACCGCCGACCUGCGCCAGCGCAUGCAUGAGCAGCGUACGAGUGAAGAGAGGGUAAAGAAGCAACUAAACGGCACGAAGCAAGGGGACGACAAUGUGGGAUAUGAUCGUGGGGGAACGAUGACUGAGUUAGUGGAGAGGUGUAAAGAGGAUACUGGGCUUGAGCCGCCGAGGCCGCAAUGGGAGAGGGAUCCAUAUGGACCGCAUACAGGGUUGCCGUAUGUGAAGGAAUGGUACAAGAGGAUGAGAACAGAGGGACUGCGAGUCUGGGAUCGUGUCUAA
Ascochyta rabiei is the source of this 4110-nucleotide messenger RNA. RefSeq names its product 5-oxoprolinase (ATP-hydrolyzing). Gene Ontology annotation, molecular function: 5-oxoprolinase (ATP-hydrolyzing) activity. Gene Ontology annotation, cellular component: cytosol. Gene Ontology annotation, biological process: glutathione metabolic process. Lineage: Eukaryota; Fungi; Ascomycota; Dothideomycetes; Pleosporales; Didymellaceae. The transcript is spliced from 3 exons. The coding region runs from base 1 to 4110 and encodes 1369 amino acids. The record is from RefSeq and is a predicted model, not a curated record.